UUGGUUCCAUCUUUCAGAUCAACAUGUGCGUCGAUGAGGUUGGCGAUGCAACUGUUUCAUGUUAUGUAGAUCAUUCCUGCAAAUUGUUUUGCUUUUAAAGAUGGGUAAAUUGAAUGUAUCUAUGCUGCGAUACCUCUCGUCUGAGGAAUUCAGAGUUCUUACAGCGGUUGAAAUGGGUAUGAAGAAUCAUGAAUUGGUACCUACCCCUCUUGUAGCUUCAAUUGCUGACCUAAAACACGGAGGCUCCCACAAAAUUCUACGUGAACUCACCAAACAUAAAUUGGUUUGUUAUGAAAAGUCUGGCCGUGUUGAAGGCUACAGACUUACAUUCAGUGGAUAUGACUACCUUGCUCUGAAGGCUUUGACGACAAGAGGAAGUGUCCAAUCAGUUGGCAAUCAAAUUGGUGUUGGAAAGGAGUCAGAUAUUUUUAUCAUUGCUGAUGAAGAAGAGAACCAGCAUGCUCUCAAAUUACACAGACUUGGACGAACAUCUUUUCGCAAGCUCAAGCAGAAGCGGGACUACUUGAAACAUCGUAAAAAUGUCUCGUGGCUUUAUCUGUCACGUUUAGCUGCCGUCAAAGAAUAUGCUUACAUGAAGGCCCUUCAUGACAAUGGAUAUCCUGUUCCAAGACCAAUUGAUUUUAAUCGUCAUGCUGUAGUUAUGGAACUUGUUGAUGGACACCCACUGUGUCAAGUUCAUGAUGUUUCUGAUCCGUCAGAGUUAUACAGUGACUUAAUGGAGUUGAUUGUACGACUUGGAAGCUUUGGUCUGAUUCACUGUGAUUUUAAUGAAUUCAACUUAAUCAUCAAUGACAGAGACCAAGUAACAGUUAUUGAUUUUCCACAGAUGGUGUCAAUAUCCCAUCCAAAUGCACAGUGGUAUUUUGACAGAGAUGUACAGUGCAUUAGAGAUUUCUUUUUUCGGAGAUUUUCUUAUUCAAGUGAACUCUAUCCUCAGUUUGCUGACAUAAAACGACUCCAUAACUUGGAUGUUGAAGUGGAAGCCAGUGGUUUUACAAGAGACAUGUCUGAUUCAUUUGAUGAGACACAGAACCUCUAUAUAACACAGGCUACAGCUGACUUCAACGCUUGUGAGGGUGGCAGCGUUAGGAAAGCAGAUAAUGAAGAGAAAAAUACAUCAGAUGAACAAGACGAAAGUGACAACGAUGACAUAGCUGAGCAAAGCUUGGAAGAUAACUCAGUGGAAACUCGAGGACCCGAACAUGACCUCUCCAACGAGCAAGACUCGAAAACGAGCAAAGAAAUCCCAGAAAAAGAACAGAGCGAGGACUGGGAUUUAAAAGAGCUGAGUAAUCAAAACAAACUAUAUUGGCCUUACCGUGAUACAAAGAGUCACGUGGUGGGCAAUAGCCCGGAUGAUGAUGCUAGCAACCAAUCGAAACCCUUGACUGCGUCACCAAUAGAUUCCAAAGAAAUAAGAACCAGAGUAAAAAAGAGUUUAGAAAAGAAACAGAGAGAGAUGCGGAGGAGAAAACGAGGCGAAUCUUCGGCAGUUACUCGAUCAAGGAGGGAAAAUAGAGAAGCUGUCAAUCAUGGAGCACAGGCCUGGAAUGACGGCUGGUGAGCUAGGUAACAAGAAGAAGACGAGUCUAGGAUGAGUUAGGUGAAGGACGUCGGCUGUUGAUCCGCUUUGUUAAAUGUAAACCCUUCUGCACAGACACUGAUAACUGGAUUUUUAGAAUAUAUUAAAUAUCAUAGAGCGGGUCUUCUUAGAUUAAUAUUUACAUCAAACAAAAUUACAUCUACCGUUUAAAUAGUUUACGAAAUCAAAUGUUUAGUGAAAUCUAUGUUCUUAGUCGUGAGAUCGUACAGAUGAAAAUAUAUUAACUCUAAAAAAGUCUCUUUUUUCUUUGCACGAUAACAAAUAUUACUAGUAGCAAGAAACUUUUCAAGGCGCGCGACUGGGACAAUAUAAUUGUAAAUAGUUUUGACGUUCCAAUCGGGCGUAUUGACACAUUACAUUUUUUUCGAUUU
Messenger RNA from Pocillopora damicornis (cauliflower coral), 1995 nucleotides. RefSeq lists its product as uncharacterized. NCBI's taxonomy places the organism in Eukaryota, Metazoa, Cnidaria, Anthozoa, Scleractinia, Pocilloporidae. Gene Ontology annotation, biological process: maturation of SSU-rRNA; protein phosphorylation. The record is from RefSeq and is a predicted model, not a curated record. Gene Ontology annotation, cellular component: cytosol; nucleus; preribosome, small subunit precursor. Gene Ontology annotation, molecular function: protein serine/threonine kinase activity; ATP binding.